Messenger RNA from Daldinia caldariorum, 2373 nucleotides. RefSeq names its product Zn-dependent exopeptidase. The record is from RefSeq and is a predicted model, not a curated record. Gene Ontology annotation, molecular function: carboxypeptidase activity. The transcript is spliced from 2 exons. Bases 1 to 2373 code for a protein of 790 amino acids. NCBI's taxonomy places the organism in Eukaryota, Fungi, Ascomycota, Sordariomycetes, Xylariales, Hypoxylaceae.
AUGGCAAAUGAGUACACACCAUUAAUUACUACCGUUACCGUCGGCCCGGUACGACGAAGGUAUCCUCAUCAAACCAUUCGCCGGUUCUGUACUGUCGCUUUAGGCUCAUCGCUCAUUGCUCUUUUCAUCACAUUUCUCGCCACCGUUGUUUUCGCACCUCAGCAUAACACUUACCACGGAUGGCCCGGUCACCAUAAGAACCACCUCAGCUAUGAAGACCUCAAAACCAUCCUUUUAGAAACUCCAAGUUCAUCGAAAGCCACGGAGUGGAGUAGGUAUUACACCUCCGGCCCACAUCUGGCUGGUAAGAACUUGUCACAGGCGGAAUGGACGCGCGACAGAUGGAACGAAUGGGGAAUUAACUCCAAUGUUGUAGCGUAUGAGACGUACAUAAACUACCCGGUUGGUCAUCGUCUCGCUCUUCUGGAGAAGACCAAGUCAGGUGCCGCUGAUGCCGGGACUUGGAAGGUCGCCUUCGAAGCUUCCCUGGAAGAAGAUGUGCUCGAAGAAGACCCGACCUCGCAGCUAGAGGACAGUGUCCCAACAUUCCAUGGCUAUUCCGCGAGCGGGAACGUUACCGGCUCGUUUGUUUACGUGAACUACGGUACGUACUGGGACUUUGAAGAUCUCAUUAAAGCCAAUGUUAGCCUUGAGGGCAAAAUUGCUGUUGCUCGUUACGGUGGUAUUUUCCGAGGUUUGAAGGUUAAGCGGGCUCAAGAGCUCGGUAUGAUCGGAGUUGUUAUCUUCACUGAUCCGGGUGACGAUGGAGAAACUACAGAGGCGAAUGGGUACGGCACAUAUCCGGACGGUCCUGCGAGGAAUCCUAGCAGUGUUCAACGUGGAAGUGUUCAAUUCCUAAGUGUUGCGCCAGGGGACCCAACAACGCCCGGCUACCCUUCCAAACCAGGCGUACCCCGAGCCCCGGUUGAUAAAGCCAUCCCAAGCAUCCCAUCCUUGCCGAUAUCAUACUUGGAAGCGCUACCAAUACUAAAAUCCUUGAAUGGAAUUGGACCUCGGGCUCAAGAUUUCGGCCAAUAUUGGACUAGGAAUAUCGGUCUCGCUUAUAAAGGAGUCAAGUAUAAUAUUGGGCCCUCGCCGGAUGACAUUAUGCUCAACCUGUACAACGAACAGGAUUAUACUAUAACGCCGAUAUGGAAUGUAAUCGGCAUCAUUAACGGCACUAUUCCUAACGAGGUUAUUGUGGUUGGCAAUCAUCGAGAUGCAUGGAUAGCUGGUGGUGCAGGUGAUCCCAAUAGUGGAUCCGCCGUUCUAAAUGAGGCUAUUCGCAGUUUUGGCAAGGCUUUAGAAAAGGGGUGGAGGCCCCUGCGGACUAUAGUCUUCGCCAGCUGGGAUGGUGAAGAAUACGGUUUGGUCGGUAGUACUGAAUGGGUUGAGGAGUACUUGCCUUGGCUAACAGCCGCCAAUGUUGCCUACAUCAACGUCGACGUUGGCGUUCGCGGUCCAAUUUUCUCUGCUUCGGCCGCACCUCUGCUACACAAGUUAAUUUAUGACGUGACCGCCUCGGUACAGUCUCCAAAUCAGACCAUCAAAGGCCAAACUGUACGUGAUUUGUGGGACGGGCGCAUAAGUACAAUGGGGAGCGGUAGCGACUUUACAGCCUUCCAGGACUUUGCAGGAGUACCCAGUCUUGACAUCGGCUUCGGUGAGGAGACUGUCAAUUCCCCGAUCUACCAUUAUCAUAGCAAUUAUGAUAGCUUCCAUUGGAUGUCUGAGUUUGGCGAUCCUGGCUUUAUAUAUCAUAAGACAAUGGCGCAAGUUCUUGGUCUCAUUACCGCGAAACUUGCCGACGUACCGCUCCUCUCCCUUAACGCAACAAACUAUGCCGACGAGUUGAAAGAGUAUAUCAAGAAGGUCGAGACAAAGCUGACGACCUCUCAGCCAAAGCUAUCUACCGAAAAAGACGUAUUCGAGUUUAGAGCCCGUCCUGCUGGCACUGGGGUAAAAGGCGACCCCGAUAAUCUGAAAAACUCACUGGGUCGCUUAUACCAGUCUGUGGAUGCAUUUAAACUAUCAGCUAUUAAACUAGAUACCAAGUCGGAAAGGCUAGCGAAAGAAGUGAGCAGACACAUCCCUUGGUGGAAAUGGAUUAGCAAGCUCAAGCUGGUGCAUGAGAUCCGGUCAAUCAACACCAAGUACAAGAAGGUUGAGCGCGCCUUCCUAUACCAACUUGGGUUGGACGGUCGGCCUUGGUUCAAACAUAUAGUUUUCGCUCCCGGAAUUUGGACCGGCUAUGCAGGCGCUGUAUUUCCUGGACUCGACGAGAGUAUCGACAAGGAAGAUUACGUGAACGCUAUGAAGUGGGUUUACAUCAUUGACGAUUGUAUCAAGACCGCUACCAAGACAAUCGAAUGA